This is a messenger RNA of Dermacentor silvarum, 620 nucleotides long. RefSeq lists its product as uncharacterized. The record is from RefSeq and is a predicted model, not a curated record. Gene Ontology annotation, molecular function: sodium channel activity. The transcript has 5 exons. Gene Ontology annotation, biological process: sodium ion transport. NCBI's taxonomy places the organism in Eukaryota, Metazoa, Arthropoda, Arachnida, Ixodida, Ixodidae. Bases 177 to 620 code for a protein of 147 amino acids. Gene Ontology annotation, cellular component: membrane.
UCGGGGAAUCGAACCCCGGUCUCCCGCGUGACAGGCGGGGAUACUGACCACUAUACUAACGAGGAGAACGGAUAUAGGUGCUUUAUAUUCUCAUUAUAUUCCAAUUAUGCAGUAAGCUUCGUAAAACGUCAUUUCUGAAUUGUCGGGUUUUUCAGGAAUGUUCGGAAAACUGCCUCAUGGAACACUGGCUGCAAAAUUGCCGUUGCAGCUCGAAGCUGUACGGCCUGCGACACGAAAGGCACAGGGACCUGUGCGACAUCUUUGAUCACGUGCAAUGCACCCACCUGAUGAAGGUAGGCCAGUGGAGACCAAAGUGCCUCGCGAGCUGUACCCAGCCUUGCCAGGAAAUAAGGUACAAGACCUACUCUAAUGUGGUAGGCAAGAUAAAGAAGAAUGCUAGCAGACUGAACGCUGUUGAAUUAGUCAUCCAGAUGGGCUCAGACAGACGAAAAACAGUCCGUGGCUAUCCGAGAAUGGAGAUACCAGGCCUCAUCACCUACGUUGAAGGCCACAUUGGCAUGUGGCUCGGGCUUUCCAUACUGGCCAUCUCGUCAGGCCGUCGUCAAGUUUCACCAAAGAGUUGUGCAGCACUUGUUCUCAACCAAGUGAAUGAAAGUUGA